Messenger RNA from Gloeophyllum trabeum ATCC 11539, 1374 nucleotides. RefSeq lists its product as uncharacterized. Lineage: Eukaryota; Fungi; Basidiomycota; Agaricomycetes; Gloeophyllales; Gloeophyllaceae. The record is from RefSeq and is a predicted model, not a curated record. The transcript has 10 exons. The coding region runs from base 1 to 1374 and encodes 457 amino acids.
AUGCCUGUCAGGCCUCUCUGGAUUGUCACCGCUGCAGUCGGCCUUACUUCAAUCAUCUUAGGCUCCCGCCUAGGUUUUUACGACCGCGCCCCUCUCAUCCUUUUCAAGAAUCGAUUUGGUCUCCUUGACGGGAACAUCUACUCCGAUGUCCCUCCCGAAGUCGUCCCCGACGCCUACUAUAUCAGAGUCGGCGACGAACUUAAUGCCGGCAACGCCACUAACUCAGGCCACGACCUCGAAGUCAAGGUCCCCGGAUGCCCGAACAUCGCCUUCACCCCGCUCCCCUACACGCACGCCGUCUCCGCGCACUGGAUCAAUCUCCGCUACCCCAUGGGAAACGCCCAGGGGAACCCGCUCGACCCGCACUACGUCGCCUGGCCGGCGCACGAGCGCACGGCGGGGGCCAACACGUACGGCCAGAAACAUAUCUACGAAGUGCAGACGAGUACGCACGAUACGACACAUACUUCAAAACGCUUCUGGGACUGGGGCGGCCAGACGUUCUGCGGGUGGGCUGCGAAGUACAUCGCUAACUCAGGGACCAUCGGCCACCAGCUGGCGUGCCUCCCCCACGAUAACAACCCGUACAAGCCCUGGAUGCCGUUGCUCGAGCAAGUGUCCAACGGGUCGAAAGCGACCGCCACAAACGGUAAGCACCUGCGCCAGAAAGCCUCCUUCGACAAGUACAACUUUACCAAGGUGUCCGUGUCGCGAUCGGCCGCGGGGGUGUGGUCGUACAUGAGCGCGCCGGAGAGCCAAUACUCCUUCGAGCAGCAAGCGGACUGUACCUGCGUCGCAUGGCGCGCGGCUCCAGCAAUAAUCAUUAACCCGCGAGAUAUACAGGGCGGGGUGGAUGAAGUGGUAUACCGAGGCGUCCCCCCGCCGCACGUCGGCGCGGCUGCGCUGUACAAGGCGCACAUCCUCGACGUGUUCGUGCCCCGCCUGCGGGUGGGGGUGGACGACGUGAUCAAGUGGUGGAGGGCCGCCCACGGGGACAGCCCGCAGACUGUUAGGCUCAACUUCAAUUCCGCUUUGGACGACGGCCAGGUGGUGCCAGUCACCGCCCACAUGCUGCAGCCGUAUAUCAGGGGAGUCAUGCCGGACGGCGAGUUCGACUGGUCUACUGUCCCCAAUCAUGCGUGGAAUGGCUCGCCGAUGCGGGUGGCUGCACAGAUGGGCUACGCUGCUGGCGCGUCAAGGUCACCAGAUCUCAAACUCGAGCUCUCAGCGACGGUGGGUCCGCACAGCUCCUUCCUGGCCACCACCGACGUCCUGGACCCAUCGGCAACCUUCCCCGUCCGUGCUCUCGAGCAAGACGUCAGAAUCGACAGGUGGUCGCUAACGUCUAUGCAUGCGUGGCUCGUGGGCUCCUGA